GUGGCGCUACGGUAACCCAAUACAACAACCCCUAAAAAGAAAAUCAGAACGCACCGUUCAGGCCCUCCUCUUCACCAAGUCGCAACUGAGAGCAGUUAAAGAAGGCGCGAAACACAGAUACAGUUGGUUUCGGGGGAACCGAACCGAAAACGCCGAAAUUGGCGCAAGGCCUUUCGUGACUCACAUUUUCCAGAAACCCUAAUUGCCAUUUGGCAUUCAUGUGGUUCUUCCGUUUGUUUUCCUACUUUUUGUCUUUUCCCAUAUUCUCCAACAAACUUAGCAAAACAAAAACCAGAAAUUCACCUGAUGGUCUGUGCUCUUACUCCGCUAUUCAACGCAUUUGAUUUCAGAGGGAGCUGCUGCCUCCGGCGUGCUGGUUUCAGGGGCGGGACGUUGGGAACCAAAGGUCUUUUUGCGAUUGAGUGAUGGAAUUGGAACAUUGGAGUGGAAGCAGUAAGCAUUUGGAAACACAUCCAGAGAUCACUAAUGGAAGCGGCAGCAGUAAGCAUUCAGAAACACAUCCAGAGGUUCUUGAUGGUAGCAGAAGCAGUAAACAAUAUUUUGAAAUACAUCCAUAUCUCAUCGUCGGUAGACAAAGCAGUAGGUUUGUUGAAACACAUGUAGAGGUUAGUGAUGGAAGUGGAAGAAGUAAGCAUUCAGAAGCACAUUCAAAUGUUAUAGACAGGAUUUCAAGCAGUAAGCAUUCAGAAACGCAUGCAGAUGUUAUCGAUGGGAGUGAUAGCUUCAGGCAUUCAUCUAUUCAUCAAGAGGAUGCUGUUAAUGAUCAAGGCGAUCCACAUACCCUAGCCAAAAGGUUAGGGCCUUCUUCUUCUUCAUCUUCAUCAGACUUGUCAUUGGAAGAUCUCGUCCAAAUAGAUAAAAAUGAAAUCCACAAGUCUGGAGCACAAAUUGCUUCCUUCCCUGAUCCUGACGAAGAUAGUCAGCGAGCAUUAAAAGAUGAAAGUGAUAUUUCCAGUAACAGAUCUUCCAUAUCAGAAGAAAAGGACAAUGUCUCUCCAGGUCCCACAUCAACUUCUCAAGUUUCUGAUAUAACCCAUGAAUUAGUGGCGCAUGGUAUGCCAUUGACACAAUCUCCUCAGAUACAAGUGAUGGAUCAGUCAGGAGGAUAUGAUCCUGAUAGGAUUCCCUCUUCCGUGUUUGCAAUAAGUAAAUCCACAACACCAAUGGAAUGGAGUGUUGCUUCCAAUGAAUCAUUAUUUAGCAUUCACAUAGGGAACAAUAGUUUCUCCAAAGAGUCGAUCAUGCUCAGCCCACACCCUCCAGUUCCAGUGGCUGCAACUGACACAGAGAAUAUCAAAAUAGGUAAGGAACAGUCUGGAGCUACUGUAGUGGCUGAUGAGACUGUUAAGGAUGCAGAAAGAGUAAGUGCGCAAGCUCAAAGUGAAGAAAAUUUGCCAACUCCAACAUCUUUGAAUUCCUCUAGCCUCUCCCACCAUUCAGAUGGAAGUGGUAUCAGUGCACGCUCAUUUGCUUUCCCCAAUUUGGAUGAAGGGGGAAUAAGUGAUUCUCUCGAGACAGAUGGAGAGAAGCAACAUCAGGAGCCACCAGCCCCCAAAAUGGCUUCAACAAAUUCAACUCCCAAAUAUUGGUUUCCUUUCCUUUCUUGGUGCCCAUGGGGUUGUCACGGUUGUUCUUGUCAUUGUUGUUGUUAGCAAAGUGAGUGUUACAAACUAUAAAGCGUCCUUGUUCAUAAUCAGUAACUAGCCAUCUCCUUUGGGUACUUAGAACUGAGGAAAGAAUAAAACGUGGAUUCAGGUUUGUUGAAUUUUUUA
Alnus glutinosa is the source of this 1793-nucleotide messenger RNA. RefSeq lists its product as uncharacterized. The coding region runs from base 426 to 1673 and encodes 415 amino acids. Lineage: Eukaryota; Viridiplantae; Streptophyta; Magnoliopsida; Fagales; Betulaceae. The record is from RefSeq and is a predicted model, not a curated record. The transcript has 4 exons.